AGUUGUAUGUCACAAAGAGUGACAGACCGCACAUAAAAUUUUAACUUUAUCUCACAUCUGUAACCCCCAUGCAUAGUGGGUUUUUUCCCCCCCGUCACUGGGUGUUGCAAAUGUCAAUACUGUCAUGCUUUCUGGUGUCCUUGUAAAAUCUGUCAAAAUACUUUGUGAAGUCCAGCCAUAGUUUAUGGCCUUAUUACAUUGCAUAUGUAUCUGUAUAAGGGAUUGGAGCUGUUUGAUAUGAAAUGUUCACCUGGCAGAAGUGAGUACCAGAUGUGACCAUCUGCAGUCUCCAAGGUUAUAAUCCGACCCAGUGUGUGUAAGGGACAUUUAUGACAUUGCAUUGGGCUUGGAAAUAAAGUCAUUCAGCAUAAAAAGUUGUCUGGCUAGAACAAGGUUUUUAAAGUCAUAUUUUGACUGACUUCCUCCAAUGCCAUAUGUUGGAAUAAACACUGGAUAAUUACUAAUCAUUUGUAUCUUUGUACCAGCCCUAAAUGCUUUAUGCCUCUAAAUAAAGUGUGUCUGCUCAGCAGCUCCCCUGUGCUCUGCAACGCUCCGCUCUCAGCAGGCAAGAAGUUGCUGGCAUUUCCCAGGACACCUGCAAACCCAGAGCAGUGUCUGGCUAUUCACGUAGAUAAAAAUAUGCUUGCCCCGAAAGAUAGAAAGCAAAAAUUCUCCAUGGGAUUGCUCCUGCUUGGUGCCGUCUGUCAAGGGGGUCUAUGAAACGCCCCGGGUGCAUCUCUCCUCCGUUCUUAGCUUCAUCUGUUAGCUAAAAGGCACUAGCAAAAUAUCGAUCUCGAGAUGCAGAGGUGGGUAACGGUCCGCUUUACUAGAUGUGUUUGAUGUGAGGAGUGUAGCCUUUUUCUUCCCCCCCCAACUGCAUGUUUUCCUUUACGCAGUAGGCUAAAGACUGCAGCCAACGAUUAGCUGCUUUACUCCGAGAUAUUUUAUCUGCCAUGAUAGACCUUCAGAGCUGCAGCUGACAGCUCUGAAGAUUUAAAGCACGUAUGCCUAAAAUAUCUGUUAUCUGGGACAGGUUAGCAGUGAAGAUAACUAACUCUUAUUUGGCUGUAAUGCAUUUAUUAAUGACAAUAAAAGCUGCAGAUGGAAAAGUGAUGGGUAUUGCUGAGCACCUCGGGGAUUGAAAUGAUGUUAGGCUUGUAGGGCAGCGGCAUGCUCUGGCUUUUGGAACUUGGCUGCUUCAUUUCCAGGCACCUGUUGCCUGCCAGGUUGCUUUAAUCAAGCGUUUGUCCCUCUACCCCCAAGUGCAAAACCAGGGAGGUGCCAGCCGGCUGGUCCCAUGUAGUGUGCAGUGAGCCCAUCUGACACUGCCCAGCUUCUUUGGCGAGUGUCUGCAGCGUGCCCAUGCGGUUUUCCUCCACCCACCGCCCUUCCCAGAGAAGGUUGCAAAAUGUGUGUUUACCCGAGGCACGCGACCUGCUCAGCUGCAAUUAUCUCCUAAUCUGCUCCGUCCGAGUUUCUCCAGUCUCUCAGGUAAAUACAGAUUUAGCUGUUCUUCAAGGCAUAUUAUUUACCUCAUUAAGUGUGUAUUUUGGCACCUGCGUUAUUUACCUGAUGGACUAGCGGGUACAAAAGAGCAAGUGCUGCCUGUUGUGCAAACAGCUGCUUUGCUCGUGGCGGGUCGUCCUCCAGUUUUGUGGGGGUUUUUUUGUUUUUUUUUUCUUUCUUUCUUUUUUGAGUGGGUUUUGUUGUGCCAUGUAAAUCCUAGCUUUGCUGCAUAUCUACCUUGGGGUGCUUCCUGCCUUCCGAUGGGCACAGGAGAUACCAGAUGCCUGCCAGGGGAGGCCAGACUUAGCUUCAAGCACUGAGAAACUAAACUAGUGCAAAAGGUACAGCCCUCCUCCUGGGGCACAGAGGAAGUCUCUACUCUUGGAGCUGCCAGUGUCUGCUGCUGGUUCUUCAGGGUUGAGCUGAUUUUGAUGGGGUCAUGUCUCAUUGUGUGAAUCACCCGGGGAUUACUGGGAGUUGUGCAUAUGUAUCACUACUACAGGCCUUUCCACAGGCAUCGGCUGGUCUUGGGGUCCCCGUCUUCCCUGAGUCUCGAAGUAGUUUAUGUGGCCUUCUCUAACCCAGGUGCAGAUAAGCCCCUGUGGGGAUGUGUGCUCUGUUGUCUGGAGCAGUGCCUCUGUUGUCUCGUGGCUCUUCAUUCUGAGCUGGUUAUAGAGGUUCCUUUCAAGUUGUCUGUGACUCCAAGCGAUCUCUCAGAUGCUCUCCAACGUACCUACCAUGGGUUGCUAUGUUAUUUUGGAGUCCUCUACUAGGGAGCCCAGGCAACACCUCUUGGUGAUGGGUUGGGUUGGAGAGGCAGCAGUAGAAGUCCGAUGUGUGCAUGCUUUAGUAACACCAGCUGCUUGUUCUCUUAAGUUUCAGAUGCCUCUGGAUGUUCAAUGAUAGCCCUCUUGCAUACUGGAGCAGCACAGUUCCCCGCAAGCUUACGUCCAAGCCUGAGACUUCUGCACUCCUUCCUCCCGGUUGGCAUUCUCAAGAAAUCCGGUUCCACCACAAGCAGGAAACUGGCGUCCCACGGCUUCGGCGCUUCCAUGGCAGCAAUGUCAUCCUUCCCCCCACAAAGAUAUCACUACUUUCUAGUGUUGGAUUUUGAGGCCACGUGUGAUAAACCACAGCUUCAUCCUCAGGAAAUCAUCGAGUUCCCCAUCCUGAAGCUCAAUGGCAGGACGAUGGAGAUAGAGUCCACCUUCCACAUGUACGUGCAGCCCGUGGUGCACCCUCAGCUCACGCCCUUCUGCACAGAGCUGACUGGAAUUAUUCAAGGCAUGGUGGAUGGGCAGCCAAGUCUCCAGCAAGUGCUCGAGAGGGUUGAUGAGUGGAUGGCAAAGGAAGGCCUCCUAGACCCCAGCGUCAAGUCGAUUUUUGUAACCUGCGGUGACUGGGAUUUGAAAGUCAUGUUACCAGGACAAUGCCAGUACUUAGGGCUGCCGGUGGCCGAUUACUUCAAACAGUGGAUUAAUCUGAAAAAGGCCUACAGCUUCGCCAUGGGGAGCUGGCCCAAGAAUGGGCUCUUAGACAUGAACAAAGGCCUGAACCUACAGCACAUAGGGAGGCCUCACAGCGGGAUAGGAAAUGAAUCUGCAGCUUUGCCUACAACGUUUCACAGCUGUGAAGCGGGGACUGGGAUGGGAGAGCUGGGGCAAGGAGAGCUGGCCCUGAAGAGCCGGACAUCUAGGGACGGACGUUGGAGCCUUGCAUGGCUGUUGGUGUGGUUGCCCUUACAGCUGAGCUGCCUGUGUAUCUGCCUCCCCCGUGCUCCCUGCUCUCUCUGUGGACACGGACGCGUGGCACUGGGCCCCUCUCCAUGGCUCCCAGCCCCAGGAGGCUGCCACGGGGGUGCGCUGCAGCAUGCACGGGUGUAGGAUCGACCUGGCAAA
Messenger RNA from Gavialis gangeticus (Gharial), 3404 nucleotides. RefSeq names its product ERI1 exoribonuclease family member 3 (gene ERI3). The record is from RefSeq and is a predicted model, not a curated record. Gene Ontology annotation, biological process: exonucleolytic trimming to generate mature 3'-end of 5.8S rRNA from tricistronic rRNA transcript (SSU-rRNA, 5.8S rRNA, LSU-rRNA). The coding region runs from base 2406 to 3389 and encodes 327 amino acids. The transcript is spliced from 7 exons. Gene Ontology annotation, molecular function: nucleic acid binding; 3'-5'-RNA exonuclease activity. NCBI's taxonomy places the organism in Eukaryota, Metazoa, Chordata, Crocodylia, Gavialidae.